This is a messenger RNA of Aspergillus glaucus CBS 516.65, 2190 nucleotides long. RefSeq names its product glutathione-disulfide reductase GLR1 (gene glr1). Gene Ontology annotation, biological process: cellular response to oxidative stress; cell redox homeostasis; glutathione metabolic process. The coding region runs from base 212 to 1873 and encodes 553 amino acids. Lineage: Eukaryota; Fungi; Ascomycota; Eurotiomycetes; Eurotiales; Aspergillaceae. Gene Ontology annotation, cellular component: cytosol; mitochondrion. The transcript has 3 exons. The record is from RefSeq and is a predicted model, not a curated record. Gene Ontology annotation, molecular function: flavin adenine dinucleotide binding; glutathione-disulfide reductase (NADPH) activity; NADP binding.
AUUGCAUUACCAUUGCAAAUCCUGCGAAAUUAAUCAGCCUAUUUUCUAGCCAAUUGGCACGGUAGAAACAAGCAAUAAAGAAACAGCUGUGUUUCACCCGAGCCAUUGGAAAGCUUUCAUCCUGCAUCCGGUUUCCCCGCCAGCCCCUCCCACCUCAUCUUCUCUGUAUUAUAUCAAUUCUUUGUCCGUCAAACGACACCCUCUUUUCCCCAUGCUCUCCCGCUCCCUCCCUACCCUCCCCAUCCAGCCUUUAAAGACUCGAUUCUUCCAACUGGCUCGUUCUCGUUCAUCAGUGUCAUUGUCACCGCUCGGGAAACGGACGAUUCAAACCGUGGUUGCUUCCAACGCCAAAGUGACGACUGCAUCUGCACCGGCGCCUCGCUUGGCUUCGCUUUCUAGACAUUUCUCUUCGACCCCGGCUGCGCGGAGUAGUGGAACCUCGAACUCGGACACAAUGGGUGCUACUGAGAAGUUGAGCUAUGAUUAUAUUGUUCUAGGAGGUGGUAGUGGUGGUAGUGGUAGUGCCCGUCGCGCUGCGGGCUGGUAUGGUAAGAAGACGUUGAUCAUUGAGAGUGGUCGCGCUGGAGGGACUUGUGUUAACGUGGGAUGCGUCCCCAAGAAGAUGUGCUGGAACUUUGCGUCGAUCAACGAAACCAUGGACGUCGGCAGACACUACGGUUACGACAUCCCCAAGGACAUCAAGAUCGACUACACCCACUUCAAGCACGCCCGCGAUGCCUCGAUCCAGCGUCUGAAUGGCAUGUACGAACGCAACUGGAACCGCGAGGGCAUCGACCUCGUCCACGGCCGCGCCCGCUUCGUCGAGCCCAAGACCAUCGAGGUCGUCAACGAAGACGGCUCCAAGGCGCAGUACACUGCCCCGCACAUCCUCAUCGCUACCGGUGGCCGUCCCAACAUUCCCAAGGUCAAGGGUGCGGAGCACGGAAUCAACAGCGACGGGUUCUUCGAGAUUGAGGACCUUCCUCCCAAGUUCGCUGUCGUAGGUGCUGGAUACAUUGCUGUUGAGUUGGCUGGUGUCCUCGGUGCUGUGGGCGUGGACACCCACAUGUUCAUCCGGGGCGAGAACUUCCUGCGCAAGUUCGACCCUAUGAUUCAGCAGACUAUGACGGAUCGGUAUGCUGCUGCUGGUAUCAACGUGCACCGUAACCACGAGGGCUUCAAGGAGGUGCAGCUCGUGCGCGACGGAAAGGGCAAGGAUAAGUUGCUGCGUCUGGUGUGCAUGGAUGACUCUGUGCUCGAGGUCAACGAGCUGCUCUGGGCCGUUGGUCGUGCGCCUGAGGUCGAGGACUUGAACCUCGAUAUUCCCGGUGUGAAGUUGACCGACACUGGCUAUAUCACUGUCGAUGAGUACCAAAACACCUCUGUCGAGGGCGUCUACGCUCUAGGCGAUGUCACCGGACAGGCUGAGUUGACACCUGUCGCCAUCGCCGCCGGCCGCCAACUCGGCUCCCGCCUCUUCGGCCCCCCCGAGCUCAAAUCCUCCAAACUCUCCUACGAAAACAUCCCCUCAGUCGUCUUCUCCCACCCCGAAGUCGGCACCGUCGGCCUCACAGAACCCGAAGCCCGCGCGCGCUUCGGCGACGACAAAGUCAAGGUCUACAAGACCAAGUUCACCGCCAUGUUCUACACCUUACUCCCCGACGAGGAGAAGGCCAAGAACCCCACGCAGAUGAAGAUUGUGUGUGCGGGGCCCGAGGAGAAGGUUGUUGGGUUGCAUAUUUUGGGUCUUGGUGUGGGGGAGAUGUUGCAGGGAUUCGGGGUUGCGGUGAAGAUGGGGGCUACGAAGCAGGAUUUUGAUAGUUGUGUCGCUAUUCAUCCGACUAGUGCGGAGGAGUUGGUUACGUUGCGGUAGCCGUCUCCUUUGUUAGGGGGUUGCAUUUGUUUAUUUAGAUGAGGAUAUAGUGUGUAUAUGAUGAUUGAUUAUACUCAUGAAUGUGUUCAAUUUCAAUCUGAGUAGCAAUAAAUGUGAUGAUAUGAUAGUCGCGAGGGAAGCGAGUGUAACUAUCCCGGGGUAUAAAUAUGUUGAGCUAUGCAAAGGUGAUAAAUCAGACCAAAAAGCGACCGAGAAACUCCAAUCCAUCCGUCCAGUAGUCCAGUGUAAAUCAAAUCCAAAUCGAGAUGCGAUAUCCAAAAAGCAAGUAAACAAAAGAAAAAAAAAAAAAAAAAAAA